AAGCAUAUUUUUUUUCUUUCACUUGUAAACAAUCGUGUUAAACAAACAUGUCCCUUUGAAGCUUCAAAUCGCAUUAUUUCUUUCUAAGAUGAUGGAAAAACAACACAUCCAAGACUUAACAAUUGUUCUGAAUGAUGAGAAAAUGAUCCUGCAAAGCUUUAAACUAAAAGAGAAAACAUUCCAUCAAAGCUUAAAAAGCGCCAGAAGAAAUGAGAAAAAAGUCAGCAAUAACUCACCCAUGAGAAAAAAAACGUCAAACAUGAAUGCUGAAGGAUCUGAUGAAGAAAUUGGUCCUAGACCUGUUUGUAUAUUAAAAGCGAAAGAUGACCAUACAUUUGAAUUGGACACUGAUGCAUUAGAAAGCGUUUUACUGCAAGCUGACAUUCGCGAUAAAAGAGUGGUAGUUGUGUCAGUUGCAGGUGCUUUUCGAAAGGGGAAAUCAUUUUUACUGGAUUUUUUCAUUCGAUAUUUACAAAGACAAGGAAAAGAUGAUUGGAUGGGGAGUGAAAAUGAGGAGCUCACUGGAUUUAGUUGGAGGGGUGGUGCAGAACGAGAGACAACAGGCGUUCUGCUGUGGAAUGAAGCUUUUACUUCACGAUUACCAAGUGGAGAAGAGGUUGUUGUGUUACUAAUGGAUACCCAGGGUGCAUUUGACAGUUCAUCAACUGUGAAAGAUUGUGCCACUGUGUUUGCGUUGAGCACAAUGACAAGCUCUGUGCAAGUGUACAAUAUCUCUGCAAAUCUUCAAGAAGACAAUUUACAACAUCUUCAGUUGUUUACUGAGUAUGGCCGCCUGGCAAUGGAAGAGAAUAGUGCAAAACCUUUUCAAAGAUUAGAAUUUCUGAUUCGUGACUGGAGUUACCCAUACGAAUAUGAUUAUGGUGAUGGACAGUUGUUUCUGGAUAAGAGACUUUCGGUUGGCGAUGAUCAGCACGAUGAGUUAAAGAGAGCACGUCAACAUAUACAUGGUUGUUUCGAGAAAGUUGGUUGCUACCUCAUGCCGCAUCCUGGCAAAGUUGUUGCUACCAAUCCUAAAUUCAAAGGCAAAUUGAGUGAUAUUGAUGAUGAAUUUAAAGAAUACCUAGGCAAAUUAAUACCCAGACUACUUUCACCAAAAAAUCUGUUAAUAAAAUCUAUUAAUGGAAGUGACGUCACAUGUCGUGGACUAGUAGAAUAUUUUAAAGCAUACAUAAAAAUAUUUCAAGGGGGCGAACUACCUGAACCUAAAUCCAUGUUGCAGGCCACAGCGGAAGCAAACAAUCUGGCAGCUUUAGCAGCGGCUAAAGACCAAUACCAAAAAGAUAUGGAACAGGUGUGCGGAGGAGAUACACCCUACUUAUCUCCGUCGGAGUUGGAAAAUAAGAGUGAAAUAUAUAAAUCAAAAGCUUUGACUUUAUUCAACGCCACACGAAAGAUGGGAGGGGAUCAAUUCAGUAAGGAGUUUGAAGAUCGGCUUCAAAACGAAAUAAAUGAAUUAUUUGAAAACUUUGUGAAAUUGAACGACAGUAAAAAUAUUUUCAAUGCAGCACGUACACCUGCCGUCUUCUUAGUGAUCAUGGUUGCUUCCUACAUGUUGUCAGGGUUCUUCCUCAUGUUUGGAGUAACAUCUAUCGCUUCCCUCUUUAACAUCAUACUUGGUUUUGCGUUGUUGGCGGUGGUCAUUUGGGCCUAUGUACGUUUCAGUGGGGAAAUGAGAGAAAUAGGGACACAGCUAGAUAGUGUUGCUGAAUGGAUCUGGGACGAGAUAUUUAUGUUUGGUUACGCUUUUAUUCUGGAACAGGGGACUCAAGCCAUGGUCAAUAGACAUACCAACAGACAAGGAAAGAAGAAUAAAUAACCUAAUUAUAUGGACCUUGUGUAUUACAUAGUAAACGUUGACCACCUGAGAAAUUGUUUUUAAUCUGUUUCUUUUUUGGCUUGUAUUCAUCACAUUUUCUGUUUCAAAUUUUUAAAUAUCGUCCUUUAGGUUAAAUAAGAUUUUGUUUCAAAUUAUUAUCGUUAGAAAUCCGAACAAUGUAUUCCGUUUUGCGAACACUCGCCUACUCUCUAGUAUUUAAAGAUCUGAUCUGCUGUUUUCGGUUUUCUACUGUAUAACGCACUAAUUUUUAUGUUCUAUUUCAAGUGUUCCGUUUAGUUGUAAUAUAUGAAUUUAAUUCGAAUAAAAUAGAAAAAAACUUUUAAUGCGACUUAAAAAUCUGCUUUGUAAUCAAAGUAACAAUUUCAACAUGUGCAAAAAAAUAUAUACGAUACAAGAUAC
Molecule: messenger RNA, 2257 nt
Organism: Hydractinia symbiolongicarpus
Lineage: Eukaryota; Metazoa; Cnidaria; Hydrozoa; Anthoathecata; Hydractiniidae
Product: atlastin-2-like
Exons: 12
Coding region: 89-1837 (582 amino acids)
Biological process (GO): protein homooligomerization; endoplasmic reticulum organization
Molecular function (GO): GTP binding; GTPase activity
Source: RefSeq, a predicted model, not a curated record